ACGUGUAAUAUUGCAAAUCGUGCAGGCGCCACCUGAAGGGGUAAAAAAAAACCCACACAAAAACCCUAAACCCUAAAAUACGCUGCUCUCCAAAUGGGUCGCCGAAAGAACAACACCAAUCAGGGCUCAACGAGCUUCAACAACAACAACGACGACAUGCAGCAGCCCCAGGGAAGCAAGAUUCGUUUCCGAGACGACGACGACGAUGAAGCUCUCAACGAGGCCGCGGACAGCUCCAACCUCGACGAGUCCAUGUGCGACCUUGACGGCUCCAUUGCUGGUUGCGACAAGGUCAUUGACGACUCCACGUGCGAGCCCGACGUCUCUUUCAUCGAUGCAGAUGAUAAGACCAGCGCUGACUAUUACUUCGAUUCCUACUCUCACUUUGGUAUUCAUGAAGAAAUGUUGAAGGAUGUUGUGAGAACAAAGACAUAUCAAAAUGUUAUUUAUCAAAACAAGUUCCUAUUCAAGAAUAAGAUCGUUCUCGAUGUGGGAGCAGGGACUGGGAUUCUGUCUCUAUUUUGUGCAAAGGCAGGGGCAGAACAUGUUUAUGCGGUUGAGUGCUCGGAUAUGGCUGACAUGGCAAAAGAAAUAGUUGAAGCAAAUGGAUAUUCAAAUGUUGUGACAGUUCUAAAGGGAAAGAUUGAAGAAAUUGAGCUUCCGGUCAAUAAAGUGGAUAUAAUUAUCUCAGAAUGGAUGGGAUACUUUUUGUUAUUUGAGAAUAUGUUAAAUACAGUUCUAUAUGCUCGUGAUAAAUGGCUUGUCAAUAAUGGAAUUGUGCUGCCUGACAAAGCUUCUCUUUAUUUGACUGCUAUUGAGGAUGCAGAGUACAAAGAAGACAAGAUUGAAUUUUGGAAUAAUGUAUAUGGAUUUGACAUGAGCUGUAUCAAAAAACAAGCGAUGAUGGAGCCUCUUGUGGACACAGUUGACCAAAAUCAAAUUGUUACAAACUGCCAGCUACUCAAGACAAUGGAUAUCUCUAAGAUGGCACCUGGUGAUGCUUCCUUUUCUGCUCCUUUUAAGCUCGUCGCUGAACGUGAUGAUUACAUUCAUGCUCUUGUAGCCUACUUUGAUGUAUCAUUUACUAAGUGUCAUAAAUUGCAAGGCUUCUCAACAGGACCAAGAUCACGGGCUACUCAUUGGAAGCAAACAGUCCUUUACCUGGAAGAUGUGUUAACAAUAUGUCAAGGAGAGACUAUUGUCGGAAGUAUGACUGUAGCUCCAAACAAAAAGAAUCCACGUGAUGUUGAUAUAAUGAUCAAAUAUUCAUUAAAUGGGCGGCGAUGUGCGGUCUCGAGGAUUCAACAUUACAAGAUGCGAUGACUUUGGCCAAUGUUAUGCAUUUUUGCUUCAGAAAAAUGCCAUUUAGAUAUGUGUACGCAAGAAUGAGAUGGCAUGGUUUAUUUUUUAUGCCUGUACCUUUAAUUUAUUCUUCCAAAUUGAACAAAUUGAAAUUUGUAAUGCUGGAAAAUUUUGACAAUUUGAUUUAUAAUAUAAUGUCAGUUUGAUUUGAA
Ziziphus jujuba (common jujube) is the source of this 1514-nucleotide messenger RNA. Its product is annotated as probable protein arginine N-methyltransferase 1. Gene Ontology annotation, molecular function: protein-arginine N-methyltransferase activity. The coding region runs from base 94 to 1323 and encodes 409 amino acids. The transcript is spliced from 9 exons. The record is from RefSeq and is a predicted model, not a curated record. Gene Ontology annotation, cellular component: nucleus. Gene Ontology annotation, biological process: peptidyl-arginine methylation. NCBI's taxonomy places the organism in Eukaryota, Viridiplantae, Streptophyta, Magnoliopsida, Rosales, Rhamnaceae.